CUGCCCUGCCCUACACCCAACCAUUCUCCAUAGCCCGGAGUAACAGCCACAUAGCCCUGAAGAACAGCAGUUCAAACGUGAGAGGGAGAGAGUUACAAAACACAAAAGUAUAAAGAGGCGUCUGUGCCUUGUACAAAGAGAGAGAGAGAGAACUAAAGACAACAAACUUUUAGACAACGACAUUCAAACAAGAACUAACUUUUCGGGCUGUGGUGAAGACGUGUGAAGUGUCAGUGAUGCUCAGGCAAUGGUGUUAAAAGGUCUGGCUGCAGAAACUGUUUCAAGAGGAUAAAGGAAGAGAGAACACUGUGAGCCUUUGCUGGUGCUUGAGUAAUCAUAAGGGAAGAGACACAAGGCUGUCACACUUUACACCUGGGGACUACAGAAGAACAGAAGACAAAGAGGGAUGGCUGAAGAGGAGGACACCAGGGAGGUGCUCUUCCCACAGUGGAUGGGUGCUAAUAAAAGUGGGUUGACAAUUGAAAAAUCGGGUGAGGGAGAGAUCUUUGUGAAAGAGGUGAAGGAUGAGUCCCCUGCUGCACACACAGGGCGAGUUCACAAAGGUGACCAGAUUGUGGGAGCAACCAUCUACUUCGACAAUAUGAGCUCAGAAGAAACAGAAGACUUACUGAAGACACUAAAUCGACAUAAAGUUGGGCUCAAACUACAGAACAAAGACAAGUCCCCCUGCCGCUCUCCCAUGGGCACACUGUCAUGGGAAGGCAAGACAAGAUUUGGAGGAUCGAGUCCUGACAUUAUCCUUAGUGGAGAUGAUGAGGAUUACAAACGAAUCUACAGCAAGAAGAUAAAACCCAGACUGAAAUCAGAGGACCUUGCUGAGGGUGUUGACGUGCGUACAGAACGUCACAGCAGCACAAGCAGUGAUGGAAGCACAAUUACCACCAUCACCCGACGAAUUACGACCUACACGUUGGACAUGCCAGAGGGCCCUGGACUGCAACCGUAUGAAAUAGGUAGUCCAGAAUUCAAGACUCAGGUCCCACGGCAUGAACAGUCAGGAGAGGGUUCUCCACAACUUAAACUGUCUCACGGCAGCAUGAUAAACAGAGGGGGUACAGAGGAGGCUGUCUUUGAUGUAGGUGAUGUAUCUAUCACAGGUCCACAUGUCAGUGGUUCUUCUGAAAAACACUGGAGUUUGGGACAUGUGAAAACAGGAACUGUUACGAGAGAUAUCGAGCAGAGUGAAAAAGAGCUCAGAUUUAAAAUGCCCGCCACUGGACUUUCAGGGGACAAGGUGCAGACUGAAUUUGGGGGGAUGCAACAUCAACAUAGCAGCAUUCAGUUUCCUAGCAGUAAUGUUACAGUUACUGAUAAGUUUAGUAUCAGUGGACCUGGUAGAAGCAGUCAAGGUUUCUCAGGUAGAAUAGGUGUUGGUUUGGAGAAAGUAGACAAUGGCAAAGGAAGUAAUGGUCCUGAUGUUACAAUCAGCGACCAGCAGUUGAGGGGAGCAGGCCAAGGGAUUAAUAUCAGUGACCAGCAGCUGAGGGGAGCAGGCCAAGGGAUUAAUAUCAACGUGAAUGCUCCUGGUGCCAGGAUCUCUGGUACAAGUGCUGAUAUCUCUGUAGCAGCAGGAAAAGAUGGCACAAUCAAAACAUCAGAAGUUUCAGGUCCCAGCUUACAGGCUCAUGCUACUGACAUCAGUUUCACAGGGCCAAAGGUGAAGGGUAAUUCCAAUGUGUCUAUUUCAGGCAUUAAAAGUGGAAUCACAGUGCCUAGCACAGACAUUACUGGUCCAGCAGUUACGAUGCAGAGUUCAGAGGAUUCAGUUAAGAUGCCCUCAUUUGACAUGAAACCAAAGGAUGUCUCUAUGCCUAGGUUUGAUGUACAUUUGAAAGGACCAAAAGUCACAGGUGAUUUAGACACAUCAGUUCCAAAUGUUACGGGAGACAUAAAAGGGCCGAAGCUUAAUGUUGAAGGUUCUGGUGUUGACAUUGAUGGGUCAGAAAUGGGAUUUAAGUUACCAAAAUUUAAAAUGCCAUCAUUUGGUCUCAAAAGCUCAAACCUAGAGGAUGGAAAAGAGGGAGUACACAUUCAAAAGCCUGAUGUUACUGGUGGCCGACCUGAUGUUAAUGUAAACUUAACAGGGCCUAAAGUGAAGGGAGAUGUUGAUAUAUCAGUCCCUAAGAUAGAGGGUGAAGUAGAUAUUAAGGGUCCUGCUGGAAAGAUCAAAGGGCCCAAAUUUAACAUGCCCACAGUUUCUGGACCAAAGACUGGAGUUCCAGAUGUAAAUAUCAACCUCAAGGGACCCAAACUCAAAGGAGAUGUUGAUGUUUCACUUCCAAAACUCAAAGGGGACAUGGCAUCCCCACAGAUAGAGAUGGAAAGACCUGAGGUAAAUGUCGAAGGCCCUGAAUAUGGAUUCAAAAUGCCCAAAGUCAAAAUACCUUCAUUUGGUAUCAAGGGCACGAAUGUGGAGGGCCCAGAAGCUAACAUUGAUGUGAAAGCACCAAAAAUUGACAUUACAACCCCAGAUGUUGAAGUCAGAGGUCCAGAGGGAAGAAUCAAAGGGCCUGCAUUUAAAAUGCCUUCUGUUUCUGGCCCUAAAAUCUCUAUGCCUGACGUCGACUUUAAUCUGAAAGGACCUAAAUUGAAGGGAGAUGUGGAUGUGUCACUACCAAAAGUUGAAGGUGAUAUCAAAACCCCAAAGGUCGACAUUGAGGGCCCUGAAGUUAACAUUGAAGGGCCUGAGGGUGGAUUCAAGAUGCCCAAAAUCAAGAUGCCUUCAUUUGGCAUCAAGGGACCUCAUGUGGAGGAACCUGGGGUAAAUGUUAACAUACCAAAAGCUGGCAUUGAUGUUAAGGGGCCGGCCAUUGACAUAAAAAGUCCAGAUCUUAAUAUUGAGGGUCCAGGAGGAAAGAUAAAAGGGUCUAAAUUCAAAAUGCCAUCAAUUUCCGGACCAAAGAUCUCAAUGCCUGAUAUUGACUUAAACAUGAAAGGACCAAAAGUAAAGGGAGAUGUGGACGUGUCACUACCAAAAGUUGAAGGUGAUAUCAAAGGCCCAGCGGUUGAUUUUGAAGGCUCAGAAGGUGGAUUCAAGAUGCCAAAAAUGAAAAUGCCUUCAUUUGGAUUGAAGGGGCACAAACUGGAGGGCCCUGAAGUGGAUGUUAAACUGAUGAAAGCAGACAUUGAUGUGAAGGCACCGGAAAUUGACAUUAAAACCCCAGAUCUUGAGGUGGAGGGUCCAGAAGGAAAGAUCAAAGGGUCUAAAUUCAAAAUGCCAUCCAUUUCUGGACCAAAGAUCUCAAUGCCUGAUGUUGACUUCAACCUGAAAGGACCUAAAAUGAAGGGAGAUGUGGAUGUGUCACUACCAAAAGUCGAAGGUGAUAUCAAAGCACCGAAGGUAGACAUUGAAGGCCCAGAGUUUGAUAUUGAAGGCUCAGAAGGUGGAUUCAAGAUGCCAAAGAUGAAAAUGCCUUCGUUUGGAUUCAAGGGACCCAAACUGGAGGGCCCUGAAGUUGACGUGAAAAUGCCAAGAGCUGAUUUUGACCUUAAAGCACCGAAAGUUGAUGUUGAAUGUCCAGAUCUUGAAAUUGAGGGUCCAGAGGGAAAGAUCAAGGGCCCUAAAUUCAAAAUGCCAUCCAUUUCUGGGCCAAAGAUAUCAAUGCCUGAUGUUGACCUCAACUUAAAAGGACCGAAAGUGAAGGGUGAUAUGGAUGUUUCAGUUCCAAAAGUUGAAGGUGAUAUCAAAGCUCCAAAGAUUGACAUUCAAGGCCCAGAUCUUGAUAUUGAGGGACCUGAAGGAGGAUUUAAGAUGCCAAAGAUCAAAAUGCCUUCAUUUGGAAUGAAAGGUCCCAAAGUGGAGGGUCCUGAAGUCGAUUUGGUACUUCCGAAAGCUGACAUUGAUGUGAAAGCACCAGGAAUAGAUGUUGAAUGUCCAGAUCUUGAAAUCGAGGGUCCAGAAGGAAAGAUCAAGGGCCCUAAAUUUAAAAUGCCAUCCAUGUCUGGCCCAAAGAUCUCAAUGCCUGAUGUUGACUUCAACCUGAAAGGACCUAAAAUGAAGGGAGGUGUGGAUAUGUCACUACCAAAAGUCGAAGGUGAUAUCAAAGCACCGAAGGUAGACAUUGAAGGCCCAGAGGUUGAUUUUGAAGGCCCAGAUGGUGGAUUCAAGAUGCCUAAAAUCAAAAUGCCUUCAUUUGGGUUCAAGGGUCCCAAAAUGGAAGGACCUGACAUUGAUGUAAAAAUGCCAAAAGCUGAUUUUGAUCUUAAAGCACCGAAAGUUGACGUUGAAUGUCCAGAUCUUGACAUUGAGUGUCCAGAGGGAAAGAUCAAGGGCUCUAAAUUCAAAAUGCCAUCCAUUUCUGGCCCUAAGAUCUCAAUGCCUGAUGUUGACUUCAACCUGAAAGGCCCUAAAAUGAAGGGAGAUGUGGAUGUGUCACUACCAAAAGUCGAAGGUGAUAUCAAAGCACCGAAGGUAGACAUUGAAGGCCCAGAGUUUGAUAUUGAAGGCCCAGAAGGUGGAUUCAAGAUGCCAAAGAUGAAAAUGCCUUCAUUUGGAUUCAAGGGACCCAAACUGGAGGGCCCUGAAGUUGAUGUGAAAAUGCCGAAAGCUGACUUUGAUCUUAAAGGACCGAAGGUUGAUGUUGAAUGUCCAGAUCUUGAAAUCGAGGGUCCAGAAGGAAAGAUCAAGGGCUCUAAAUUCAAAAUGCCAUCCAUUUCUGGGCCAAAGAUAUCAAUGCCUGAUGUUGACUUCAACCUGAAAGGACCUAAAAUGAAGGGAGAUGUGGAUGUGUCACUACCAAAAGUCGAAGGUGAUAUCAAAGCACCGAAGGUAGACAUUGAAGGCCCAGAGUUUGAUAUUGAGGGACCUGAAGGUGGAUUCAAGAUGCCAAAGAUGAAAAUGCCUUCAUUUGGGUUCAAGGGUCCCAAAAUGGAAGGACCUGACAUUGAUGUAAAAAUGCCAAAAGCUGAUUUUGAUCUUAAAGCACCGAAAGUUGACGUUGAAUGUCCAGAUCUUGACAUUGAGUGUCCAGAGGGAAAGAUCAAGGGCUCUAAAUUCAAAAUGCCAUCAAUUUCUGGGCCAAAGAUAUCAAUGCCUGAUGUUGACUUCAACCUGAAAGGACCUAAAAUGAAGGGAGAUGUGGAUGUGUCACUACCAAAAGUCGAAGGUGAUAUCAAAGCACCGAAGGUAGACAUUGAAGGCCCAGAGUUUGAUAUUGAAGGUCCAGAAGGUGGAUUCAAGAUGCCAAAGAUGAAAAUGCCUUCAUUUGGAUUCAAGGGACCCAAACUGGAGGGCCCUGAAGUUGAUGUGAAAAUGCCAAAAGCUGACUUUGAUCUUAAAGGACCGAAGGUAGAUGUUGAAUGUCCAGAUCUUGACAUUGAGGGUCCAGAGGGAAAGAUCAAGGGCUCUAAAUUCAAAAUGCCAUCCAUUUCUGGCCCUAAGAUCUCAAUGCCUGAUGUUGACUUCAACCUGAAAGGACCUAAAAUGAAGGGAGGUGUGGAUGUGUCACUACCAAAAGUCGAAGGUGAUAUCAAAGCACCAAAGGUAGACAUUGAAGGCCCAGAGGUUGAUAUUGAAGGCCCAGAUGGUGGAUUCAAGAUGCCUAAAAUCAAAAUGCCUUCAUUUGGAUUCAAGAGUCCCAAACUGGAGGGCCCUGAUGUUGACGUGAAAAUGCCAAAAGCUGAUUUUGAUCUUAAAGCACCGAAAGUUGAUGUUGAAUGUCCAGAUCUUGAAAUCGAGGGUCCAGAAGGAAAGAUCAAGGGCCCUAAAUUUAAAAUGCCAUCCAUGUCUGGGCCAAAGAUAUCAAUGCCUGAUGUUGACUUCAACCUGAAAGGACCUAAAAUGAAGGGAGGUGUGGAUAUGUCACUACCAAAAGUCGAAGGUGAUAUCAAAGCACCGAAGGUAGAUAUUGAAGGCCCAGAGGUUGAUUUUGAAGGUCCAGAUGGUGGAUUCAAGAUGCCUAAAAUCAAAAUGCCUUCAUUUGGGUUCAAGGGUCCCAAAAUGGAAGGACCUGACAUUGAUGUAAAAAUGCCAAAAGCUGAUUUUGAUCUUAAAGCACCGAAAGUUGACGUUGAAUGUCCAGAUCUUGACAUUGAGUGUCCAGAGGGAAAGAUCAAGGGCUCUAAAUUCAAAAUGCCAUCCAUUUCUGGCCCUAAGAUCUCAAUGCCUGAUGUUGACUUCAACCUGAAAGGACCUAAAAUGAAGGGAGAUGUGGAUGUGUCACUACCAAAAGUCGAAUGUGAUAUCAAAGCACCAAAGGUAGACAUUGAAGGCCCAGAAGUUGAUAUUGAAGGCCCAGAAGGUGGAUUCAAGAUGCCUAAAAUCAAAAUGCCUUCAUUUGGAUUCAAGGGACCCAAACUGGAGGGCCCUGAAGUUGACGUGAAAAUGCCAAAAGCUGAUUUUGAUCUUAAAGGACCGAAAGUUGAUGUUGAAUGUCCAAAUCUUGAAAUCGAGGGUCCAGAAGGAAAGAUCAAGGGCUCUAAAUUCAAAAUGCCAUCCAUUUCUGGGCCAAAGAUAUCAAUGCCUGAUGUUGACUUCAACCUGAAAGGACCUAAAAUGAAGGGAGAUGUGGAUGUGUCACUACCAAAAGUUGAAGGUGAUAUCAAAGCACCGAAGGUAGACAUUGAAGGCCCAGAUAUUGAUAUUGAAGGCCCAGAAGGUGGAUUCAAGAUGCCAAAGAUGAAAAUGCCUUCAUUUGGAUUCAAGGGACCCAAACUGGAGGGCCCUGAAGUUGAUGUGAAAAUGCCGAAAGCUGACUUUGAUCUUAAAGGACCGAAGGUUGAUGUUGAAUGUCCAGCUCUUGAAAUUGAGGGUCCAGAAGGAAAGAUCAAGGGCUCUAAAUUCAAAAUGCCAUCCAUUUCUGGGCCAAAGAUAUCAAUGCCUGAUGUUGACUUCAACCUGAAAGGACCUAAAAUGAAGGGAGAUGUGGAUGUGUCACUACCAAAAGUCGAAGGUGAUAUCAAAGCACCGAAGGUAGACAUUGAAGGCCCAGAUAUUGAUAUUGAAGGCCCAGAAGGUGGAUUCAAGAUGCCAAAGAUGAAAAUGCCUUCAUUUGGAUUCAAGGGACCCAAACUGGAGGGCCCUGAAGUUGAUGUGAAAAUGCCGAAAGCUGACUUUGAUCUUAAAGGACCGAAGGUUGAUGUUGAAUGUCCAGAUCUUGAAAUUGAGGGUCCAGAAGGAAAGAUCAAGGGCUCUAAAUUCAAAAUGCCAUCCAUUUCUGGGCCAAAGAUAUCAAUGCCUGAUGUUGACUUCAACCUGAAAGGACCUAAAAUGAAGGGAGAUGUGGAUAUGUCACUACCAAAAGUUGAAGGUGAUAUCAAAGCACCGAAGAUAGACAUUGAAGGGCCGGAGGUCGAUAUUGAAGGCCCAGAAGGUGGAUUUAAGAUGCCAAAGUUCAAAAUGCCUUCAUUUGGAUUCAAGGGGCCGAAAGUGGAGGGACCUGAUGUUGAUGUAACUCUCCCUAAAGCUGACAUUGAUAUAAAAGCACCAGAGAUUGAUAUUGAGGGCCCAGAGGGAAAGAUCAAGGGGCAUAAAUUCAAAAUGCCAACAAUAUCAGGUCCAUCUGUCUCAAUGCCUGAUGUUGACUUCAACUUAAAAGGACCAAAACUAAAGGGUGAUGUGGAUGUCUCUGUUCCAAAGUUUGAGGGUGAUAUCAAGACACCAAAAGUCGACAUUGAAGGCCCAGAUGUUGAAAUUGAGGGGCCUGGUGGAGGAUUUAAGAUGCCAAAGAUGAAAAUGCCUUCAUUUGGAUUCAAGGGUCCCAAAAUGGAAGGACCUGACAUUGAUGUGAAAAUGCCAAAAGCUGAUAUUGAUCUCAAAGGACCGAAAGUUGAUGUUGAAUGUCCAGAUCUUGAAAUCGAGGGUCCAGAGGGAAAGAUCAAGGGCCCUAAAUUCAAAAUGCCAUCCAUUUCUGGACCAAAGAUAUCAAUGCCUGAUGUUGACUUCAACCUGAAAGGACCUAAAAUGAAGGGAGAUGUGGAUAUGUCACUACCAAAAGUUGAAGGUGAUAUCAAAGCACCGAAGAUAGACAUUGAAGGCCCGGAGGUCGAUAUUGAAGGCCCAGAAGGUGGAUUUAAGAUGCCAAAGUUCAAAAUGCCGUCAUUUGGAUUCAAGGGGCCCAAGGUGGAGGGACCUGAUGUUGAUGUAACUCUCCCUAAAGCGGACAUUGAUAUAAAAGCACCAGAGAUUGAUAUUGAGGGCCCAGAAGGAAAGAUCAAGGGACCAAAAUUCAAAAUGCCAACAAUAUCAGGUCCAUCUCUCUCAAUGCCUGAUGUUGACUUCAACUUAAAAGGACCGAAACUAAAGGGUGAUAUGGAUAUCUCUGUUCCAAAGGUUGAGGGUGAUAUCAAGACACCAAAAGUCGACAUUGAAGGCCCAGAUGUUGAAAUUGAGGGACCUGGUGGAGGAUUUAAAAUGCCAAAGAUGAAAAUGCCUUCAUUUGGAUUCAAGGGUCCCAAAAUGGAAGGACCUGACAUUGAUGUGAAAAUGCCAAAAGCUGAUUUGGAUCUUAAAGGACCGAAAGUUGAUGUUGAAUGUCCAGAUCUUGACAUUGAGGGUCCGGACGGAAAGAUCAAGGGCCCUAAAUUCAAAAUGCCAUCCAUUUCUGGGCCAAAGAUAUCAAUGCCUGAUGUUGACUUCAACCUGAAAGGACCUAAAAUGAAGGGAGGUGUGGAUAUGUCACUACCAAAAUUCGAAGGUGAUAUCAAAGCACCAAAGGUUGACAUUGAAGGCCCAGAGGUUGAUUUUGAGGGACCUGAAGGAGGAUUUAAAAUGCCAAAGAUGAAAAUGCCUUCAUUUGGAUUCAAGGGUCCCAAAAUGGAAGGACCUGACAUUGAUGUGAAAAUGCCAAAAGCUGAUUUUGAUCUUAAAGCACCAAAAGUUGACAUUGAAUGUCCAGAUCUUGACAUUGAGGGUCCAGAGGGAAAGAUCAAGGGCUCUAAAUUCAAAAUGCCAUCCAUUUCUGGCCCUAAGAUCUCAAUGCCUGAUGUUGACUUCAACCUGAAAGGACCUAAAAUGAAGGGAGAUGUGGAUAUGUCACUACCAAAAAUGGAGGGUGACAUCAAAGCUCCAAAGCUUGACCUUGAAGGCCCAGAUCUUGAUAUUGAGGGACCUGAAGGAGGAUUUAAGAUGCCAAAGAUGAAAAUGCCUUCAUUUGGAUUCAAGGGUCCCAAAAUGGAAGGACCUGACAUUGAUGUGAAAAUGCCAAAAGCUGAUUUUGAUCUCAAAGGACCGAAAGUUGAUGUUGAAUGUCCAGAUCUUGACAUUGAGGGUCCAGACGGAAAGAUCAAGGGCCCUAAAUUCAAAAUGCCAUCCAUUUCUGGGCCAAAGAUAUCAAUGCCUGAUGUUGACUUCAACCUGAAAGGACCUAAGAUGAAGGGAGAUGUGGAUAUGUCACUACCAAAAAUGGAGGGUGACAUCAAAGCUCCAAAGCUUGACCUUGAAGGCCCAGAUCUUGAUAUUGAGGGACCUGAGGAGGUUAAAAUGCCAAAGAUGAAAAUGCCUUCAUUUGGAUUCAAGGGUCCCAAAUUGGAAGGACCUGACAUUGAUGUGAAAAUGCCAAAAGCUGAUUUUGAUCUUAAAGGACCGAAAGUUGAUGUUGAAUGUCCAGAUCUUGACAUUGAUGGUCCAGACGGAAAGAUCAAGGGCCCUAAAUUCAAAAUGCCAUCCAUUUCUGGGCCAAAGAUCUCAAUGCCGGAUGUCGACUUCAAUCUGAAAGGACCUAAACUCAAGGGAGAUAUGGAUGUAUCAUUACCAAAAGUUGAAGGUGAUAUCAAAGCACCAAAGAUUGAUAUUGAAGGCCCCGAAGUUGACAUUGCCGGUCCUGAUGGUGGAUUUAAAAUGCCCAAAAUGAAAAUGCCAUCAAUGUCUGGUCCCAAGAUCUCUUUUCCUGAUGUUGACUUUAACCUUAAAAGUCCCAAGAUAAAGGGUGAUGUUGAUGUAUCAACUCCAAAGUUUGAAGCUGACAUCAAAGGACCAAAACUUGACAUUGAAGCACCAGAUGUUGAAAUCAGUGGACCUGAGAGCGGAGUGAAAAAGGGGAAAUUCAAAAUGCCUAAGUUUGGAUUUAAAGGGCCAAAGAUCGAAGGUCCUGAUAUUGAUUUCAAGACUCCAAAGGCUGAGAUUGAUAUCAAAGGUCCAAAGGGCAGUCUCCAUGCACCAGAAGUUGAUGUCACGGCACCAGGUGUGAAAGUAAAAGGAUCAAAGUUUAAAAUGCCAUCCUUGUCUGGUCCAAAGAUGUCAUUACCAGAUGUUGACCUGAAUAUAAAGAGUCCUAAAAUCAAAGGUCAUUCAGAUUUCACAGUUGAAGGCGACAUGAAGGGAGCAAAAUUGGACGUUGGUACACCUGAUGUGGAAGCUAGAAGUCCAGAGGGAGGAUUUAGGAUGCCGAGGUUUAAAAUGCCCAAAUUUGGUUUCAAGUCACCUAAGGUUGAGGGCCCAGAUGCCAGUAUCAAUUUUCCCAAAGCAGAUAUCGAUGUUGGAUCUGUAGACUUCAACUUAAAAGGACCAAAAAUGAAGGGAGAUGUGGAUAUGUCACUACCAAAAGUCCAAGGUGAAAUCAAAGCUCCAAAGGUUGACAUUGAAGGCCCAGAUCUUGAUAUUGAAGGGCCUGAAGGAGGAUUUAAGAUGCCAAAGAUCAAAAUGCCGUCAUUUGGAUUCAAGGGGCCCAAAGUGGAGGGACCUGAUGUUGAUGUAACUCUCCCUAAAGCGGACAUUGAUAUAAAAGCACCAGAGAUUGAUAUUGAGGGCCCAGAAGGAAAGAUCAAGGGGCAUAAAUUCAAAAUGCCAACAAUAUCAGGUCCAUCUCUCUCAAUGCCUGAUGUUGACUUCAACUUAAGAGGACCGAAACUAAAGGGUGAUAUGGACAUCUCUGCUCCAAAGUUUGAGGGUGAUCUCAAGACACCAAAAGUCAACAUUGAGGGCCCAGAUGUUGACAUUGAGGGACCUGAAGGAGGAUUUAAGAUGCCAAAGAUGAAAAUGCCUUCAUUUGGAUUCAAGGGUCCCAAAAUGGAAGGACCUGACAUUGAUGUGAAAAUGCCAAAAGCUGAUUUUGAUCUGAAAGCACCAGAAGUUGACUUUGAAAGUCCAGACCUUGAUAUUGAGGGUCCAGAGGGAAAGAUCAAGGGCCCUAAAUUCAAAAUGCCAACGAUAUCAGGUCCAAAGAUCUCAAUGCCUGAUGUUGACUUCAACCUGAAAGGACCGAAAUUAAAGGGUGAUUUGGAUGUUUCAGUUCCAAAACUUGAAGGUAACAUGAAAGCUCCAAAGAUUGACAUUGAAGGCCCAGAUAUUGAUAUUGAGGGACCUGAAGGAGGAUUUAAGAUGCCAAAGAUGAAAAUGCCUUCAUUUGGGUUCAAGGGUCCCAAAAUGGAAGGACCUGACAUUGAUGUGAAAAUGCCGAAAGCUGAUAUUGAUUUUAAAGCACCAGAAGUUGACUUUGACAGUCCAGAUCUUGAAAUUGAGGGUCCAGACGGAAAGAUCAAGGGGCAUAAAUUCAAAAUGCCAACGAUAUCAGGUCCAAAGAUCUCAAUGCCUGAUGUUGACUUCAACCUGAAAGGACCGAAAUUAAAGGGUGAUUUGGAUGUUUCAGUUCCAAAACUUGAAGGUGACAUGAAAACUCCAAGGCUUGACCUUGAAGGCCCAGAUGUUGAUAUUGAGGGACCUGAAGGAGGAUUUAAGAUGCCAAAGUUCAAAAUGCCGUCAUUUGGGUUCAAGGGGCCCAAAGUGGAGGGACCUGAUGUUGAUGUAACUCUCCCUAAAGCGGACAUUGAUAUAAAAGCACCAGAGAUUGAUAUUGAAGGCCCAGAAGGAAAGAUCAAGGGACCAAAAUUCAAAAUGCCAACAAUAUCAGGUCCAUCUCUCUCAAUGCCUGAUGUUGACUUCAACUUAAGAGGACCGAAACUAAAGGGUGAUAUGGACAUCUCUGCUCCAAAGUUUGAGGGUGAUCUCAAGACACCAAAAGUCAACAUUGAGGGCCCAGAUGUUGAUAUUGAGGGACCUGAAGGAGGAUUUAAGAUGCCAAAGAUGAAAAUGCCUUCAUUUGGGUUCAAGGGUCCCAAAAUGGAAGGACCUGACAUUGAUGUGAAAAUGCCAAAAGCUGAUUUUGAUCUUAAAGGACCGAAAGUUGAUGUUGAAUGUCCAGAUCUUGACAUUGAGGGUCCAGACGGAAAGAUCAAGGGGCCUAAAUUCAAAAUGCCAUCCAUUUCUGGGCCAAAGAUAUCCAUGCCAAAUGUAGACUUCAACCUGAAAGGACCUAAAAUGAAGGGAGAUGUGGAUAUGUCACUACCAAAAAUGGAGGGUGAAAUCAAAGCUCCAAAGGUUGACAUUGAAGGCCCAGAUCUUGAUAUUGAGGGACCUGAAGGAGGAUUUAAGAUGCCAAAGAUGAAAAUGCCGUCAUUUGGGUUCAAGGGGCCCAAAGUGGAGGGACCUGACAUUGAUGUGAAAAUGCCAAAAGCUGAUAUUGAUCUGAAAGCACCAGAAGUUGACUUUGAAAGUCCAGACCUUGAUAUUGAGGGUCCAGAGGGAAAGAUCAAGGGCCCUAAAUUCAAAAUGCCAACGAUAUCAGGUCCAAAGAUCUCAAUGCCUGAUGUUGACUUCAACCUGAAAGGACCGAAAUUAAAGGGUGAUUUGGAUGUUUCAGUUCCAAAACUUGAAGGUAACAUGAAAGCUCCAAAGAUUGACAUUGAAGGCCCAGAUCUUGAUAUUGAGGGACCUGAAGGAGGAUUUAAGAUGCCAAAGUUCAAAAUGCCUUCAUUUGGAUUCAAGGGGCCCAAAGUGGAGGGACCUGAUGUUGAUGUAACUCUCCCAAAAGCGGACAUUGAUAUAAAAGCACCAGAGAUUGAUAUUGAAGGCCCAGAAGGAAAGAUCAAGGGGCCUAAAUUCAAAAUGCCAACAAUAUCAGGUCCAUCUCUCUCAAUGCCUGAUGUUGACUUCAACUUAAGAGGACCGAAACUAAAGGGUGAUAUGGACAUCUCUGUUCCAAAGGUUGAGGGUGAUAUCAAGACACCAAAAGUCGACAUUGAAGGCCCAGAUCUUGAUAUUGAGGGACCUGAAGGAGGAUUUAAGAUGCCAAAGAUGAAAAUGCCUUCAUUUGGGUUCAAGGGUCCCAAAAUGGAAGGACCUGACAUUGAUGUGAAAAUGCCAAAAGCUGAUUUUGAUCUUAAAGGACCGAAAGUUGAUGUUGAAUGUCCAGAUCUUGACAUUGAGGGUCCAGACGGAAAGAUCAAGGGGCCUAAAUUCAAAAUGCCAUCCAUUUCUGGGCCAAAGAUAUCCAUGCCAAAUGUAGACUUCAACCUGAAAGGACCUAAAAUGAAGGGAGAUGUGGAUAUGUCACUACCAAAAAUGGAGGGUGAAAUCAAAGCUCCAAGGAUUGACAUUGAAGGCCCAGAUCUUGAUAUUGAGGGACCUGAAGGAGGAUUUAAGAUGCCAAAGAUGAAAAUGCCGUCAUUUGGGUUCAAGGGGCCCAAGGUGGAGGGACCUGAUGUUGAUGUAACUCUCCCUAAAGCGGACAUUGAUAUAAAAGCACCAGAGAUUGAUAUUGAGGGCCCAGAAGGAAAGAUCAAGGGACCAAAAUUCAAAAUGCCAACAAUAUCAGGUCCAUCUCUCUCAAUGCCUGAUGUUGACUUCAACUUAAGAGGACCGAAACUAAAGGGUGAUAUGGACAUCUCUGCUCCAAAGUUUGAGGGUGAUCUCAAGACACCAAAAGUCAACAUUGAGGGCCCAGAUGUUGACAUUGAGGGACCUGAAGGAGGAUUUAAGAUGCCAAAGAUGAAAAUGCCUUCAUUUGGGUUCAAGGGUCCCAAAAUGGAAGGACCUGACAUUGAUGUGAAAAUGCCAAAAGCUGAUUUUGAUCUUAAAGGACCGAAAGUUGAUGUUGAAUGUCCAGAUCUUGACAUUGAGGGUCCAGACGGAAAGAUCAAGGGGCCUAAAUUCAAAAUGCCAUCCAUUUCUGGGCCAAAGAUAUCCAUGCCAAAUGUAGACUUCAACCUGAAAGGACCUAAAAUGAAGGGAGAUGUGGAUAUGUCACUACCAAAAAUGGAGGGUGAAAUCAAAGCUCCAAGGAUUGACAUUGAAGGCCCAGAUCUUGAUAUUGAGGGACCUGAAGGAGGAUUUAAGAUGCCAAAGAUGAAAAUGCCGUCAUUUGGGUUCAAGGGGCCCAAAGUGGAGGGACCUGAUGUUGAUGUAACUCUCCCUAAAGCAGACAUUGAUAUAAAAGCACCAGAGAUUGAUAUUGAAGGCCCAGAAGGAAAGAUCAAGGGGCCUAAAUUCAAAAUGCCAACAAUAUCAGGUCCAUCUCUCUCAAUGCCUGAUGUUGACUUCAACUUAAGAGGACCGAAACUAAAGGGUGAUAUGGACAUCUCUGUUCCAAAGUUUGAGGGUGAUCUCAAGACACCAAAAGUCAACAUUGAGGGCCCAGAUGUUGACAUUGAGGGACCUGAAGGAGGAUUUAAGAUGCCAAAGAUGAAAAUGCCUUCAUUUGGAUUCAAGGGUCCCAAAAUGGAAGGACCUGACAUUGAUGUGAAAAUGCCAAAAGCUGAUAUUGAUCUCAAAGGACCGAAAGUUGACAUUGAAAGUCCAGAUUUUGAAGUUGAGGGUCCAGACGGAAAGAUCAAGGGGCCAAAAUUCAAAAUGCCAUCCAUUUCUGGCCCUAAGGUCUCAAUGCCUGAUGUUGACUUCAAUCUGAAAGGACCCAAAGUGAAGGGAGAUGUGGAUGUAUCUGUGCCAAAUGUCAAAGGUGACUUCAAAGCUCCAAAGGUUGACAUUGAAGGCCCAGAUUUUGACAUUGAGGGAUCUGAGGGAGGAUUUAAGAUGCCAAAGAUGAAAAUGCCUUCAUUUGGAUUCAAGGGCCCUAAAGUAGAUGGAUCUGAUAUAGAUGUUAACCUUCCCACAGCUGCAGUAGACAUUAAAGCUGCUGAUGUUGAUAUAACAGGUCCCCAUCUUGACAUUGAAGGCUCUGAGGGUAGAUUUAAAGGCCCCACAUUUAAAAUGCCAUCCAUUUCUGCACCAAAAAUCUCAAUGCCUGAUGUUGACAUUAACCUUAAAGGGCCAAAAGGAAAAGGACACAUAGAAGGUCCAGAGUUUGAAAAGCCAGAGGUUAAGUUUCCAAGAUACAAGGGCCCCACUUUUGGGAUAAAAUCGCCAAAAGUACAAGGGCCAGAAGUUGACAUUUCAACAAAGACUUACCUUCCUGAUCCUAAUAUUGACAUUGCAGGCCCUGAGGUGAAUGUAGAGGGACCUGAGGCAAAUAUCAAAGUGCCAAAAAUCAAGAAACCCAAAUUCCAUAUGGGUGGAAAAAGCCCCAAAUUAGAUCUUCCUGAUGUUGAUGCCAGUGCUGCCGCUCCCGAUGUAGACAUUGGUCUGAAAGGAAAGAAGGGAAAAUUCAAAUUACCUAAAGUGAAAGGAAAGGGGAAGAGUAGUGAUACUGACUUCAGUCUCAAAACACAUGAUAUUGAAUUAGAAACUGAAUCACCUGACCUGCACAUCAAAGGACCUAAAGUAAAGAAGCCAUUGUUUGGAAAACUGCAUUUUCCAGAUGUUGAACUUGACAUUAAGUCUCCCAAGGUGAAAGGGGAUGCCUCUGGAGCCUUGAAAUCUUCUGACAUUGAUUUACCAUCAGGAAGCCUCAAAACAGAAGUGCAUAUGGAACAACCUGGGCUCAAUAUGGACAGUCCUGAUGUAAAAAAGAAAUCAAAAAUUAAAAUGCCCAGAUUUCACAUUUCAGGGCCAAAGCUCAAAAAAGGUGAUAUUGAUGUCAGUAGCUCCAGUCUAGAAACAUCAGAUAUGAAUGUCAGCUUGAAUACCCCUGAAAUGAAAGGAAAACAUGGACUAGAUAUCAGCAUUGAUAGCCCUGAAGCAUCUUUGAAAGGAAAAGGAUUCCAAGUGUCUGGUUUUAAUGUUAAAGCACCAGAAAUGUCUGCCUCAGAUAUUAGUCUAAAGGGUUCAGAAAUGAAGGGAGGGUUUGGAGAGGGUAAGGGCAUCAAAUAUGAUGUAAAAGGUGGAGCAGGUAUGGGCAUAGUGGGACCAGACAGUGGUGUAUCUGGUGAGAUGGAGUAUCCAGAGGGUCAUGUUGCAUUUCCAAAGAUAAAAGUUCCAAAGUUUGGUGUUGCAUUACCCAGAUUGGAAGGGCCUGAAUGGGGAGUGGAUGUUGGGACUAGUGAAGGUGCAGGACAGGUUGAAAUGGCAGCUCCACAUGGGAGUGGUCAUUUAGGGGCUGAUCUACAUGGCUCAGAACUGAAAUCAGGUGGGAAAGUAAAGGUCAAGAUGCCAAGAUUCUUUGGAAAGUCAAAGACUAAGGGUGGAAGUGCUGCUGACCUUACAUUAAACAGUCCAGAUGUUGAACUUUCAAAAAGGGGAGGGGGUGUCAAAGUGUCCAAAGACCUUAGCUUGAGUUCUGGAGAGUUACAAAGUGGCAAAGUGGCAGUAGGUGUUUCACCCAAGAGCAAAUCUGCAUCUCUUGAUCUAUUAAAAAAAUCACGACAUCGCUCCUCCUCUUUUAGUGAUGAAGGGGAGCUUGCCUCUCCCUCCUCUGCUUCAGGUCACCUAGAGGCAGGCAGUGGCGAUAUAUCUCUGGAUAUUGGUGGGGCUAAGGUCAAAGGGAAAAAGGGAAAGUUGAAAUUUGGCACCUUUGGUGGUUUUGGAUCUAAAUCCAAGGGUUCGUAUGAGGUGUCACUAGGAGAGCAGGGGGAAGGAAAGUUAGAAGGAGGUAGUGAUGUGGCACUUUCAGCUAAAAAGUCAAGAAUGUCUUCCUCAUCCAGUAGUGAUAGUGGCUCAAAGAGUGGGUUUCAUUUUCCAAGAUUGGAGCUUGCUGUGUCACCUAAGAAAUAAGAAGUGGUGAUACAACAAAGCCCUGAUGUACUACACAUAUGCUUACUUUUCCACGCAUAACUAAUCUUCAAGCAUUUGAAAUGAAAUAGACAGCAUAAUCACGCCAUUCACUUUGACUCCUCACUGCACAGUCACAUUAUUAAUAAUCAAUGUAUGUGAGUUCUAUUCAUGCGCUCUCUUUAUCCCAGACCAACAAUUUAGUAUCCUUUUGGGGUACAUACCAUAUUUUUGCUAUUACACUGUAAAUAAGAAAAACUGUAUUGUAAUUAUUUUUUUCUUUUGUACAUAGUUAAAUUUUAUUGAGACUACACCAUCUCACACAAAUCAAUCAGUGCCUUUGAUAAUCCAAAGAAGCAUAUUUGCAUUUUGUUUUGAUGAAUUUUGCUUAGAUUAAUUUUUUUUACCUGUAAUGUUUUAAGACACACAAAUACUGGGAGUAUCUCACAACAUAUUGCAAUCACUGUAUUAAUGAUAAGAAUGUCUGUUUGCAUAUACACUUAGAGCAAUAGCGAUCUUUAUAUUUGAAAAUACACAAUUGUUUUGUUUUGCAGCGUCAAAUAUAAUCAGUCCUGUUUUCACAGUUACUCACUAAAAUGAUUUGAAAGGCAAUCUAUUUGCAAGAAAAAAAUGAGAUUUUAACAAAUGUCUAACCUUUGUACAAACUGUAAAUAAACUGUUGCUGUUUCAUCCUAAUCUUAAACAUGGAUUAGAGACUGACUAAAUUGGAAUUACAAUCUACAAAACCGAAGGUAUAAUAUUCCCAUUACAGUUUCACAUGGGUUACAUAUUGACAUUAUCCAAAUUAUUUAUAUUUAGUCAAAUUUGUUCAAGAUAUCCUAAAUGAGUAAAAUGGUGUUUUUCUAUAAACAAAGCUACUGCUUUUGAAAGUGAACACAAUAGUUUAUCCGUUUCCCAUCACACAUGGCCUUAAGUUGAGAUGAUUCUCUCUCUCUCUCUCACUCUCUCUCUCACACAUGGUAAUGUUUGGUGGAAAAACUAAGGGUGACUGUUUCACUUUAAUCACUAAUAAAAUGUUGUUGAUUCUCAGCUGCAGAUCCUAAAUUGUAUUUUUCUAUGUUUUUUUCCUGUUAAAAAACAAACCAAAUAAACUGUUCAAGUACCUA
Molecule: messenger RNA, 17901 nt
Organism: Clupea harengus (Atlantic herring)
Lineage: Eukaryota; Metazoa; Chordata; Actinopteri; Clupeiformes; Clupeidae
Gene: ahnak
Product: AHNAK nucleoprotein
Biological process (GO): regulation of RNA splicing
Cellular component (GO): costamere; cytoplasm; nucleus
Molecular function (GO): protein binding
Source: RefSeq, a predicted model, not a curated record